CUUUCGCUGGCUGAAGAACCCUCCCCCUCUCUACUGACACUACAGAAUUAUCAGCGGGAGUGCUGUGUGACAGUAGCCGGGAUUCGAGCACUGUCUUGCAGACACUUUCCCCAAGAAGGCUCCGUCAUCUCCGGGCUGGAUAUGUUCACAUUUACGUCAAGAUGGAUUUAGUUUUCGGUCUGUGGUGGCUGCUCAUGGUGUGCCUGGAAGGCAUUUGUUGCCGAGGAGUGUACGCUCCACCUAGUGUCCGCAUUGUGCACUCCGGGCAGGCAUGCAACAUCGAGGAAGAACGAUACACAGAGCGAGUGUACACCAUAAAAGAAGGAGAGACUCUGGAAUUAACAUGCCUUGUAACUGGCCACCCACGGCCACAGAUCAGGUGGACUAAAACAGCAGGAAGUGCCUCCGACCGGUUCCAGGACUCGAGCGUCUUCAACGAGACCCUGCGGAUCAGCAAGAUCCAGCGGCACCAGGGGGGCCGCUAUUACUGCAAGGCAGAGAAUGGCCUGGGCUCGCCCGCCAUCAAGUCUAUCCGCGUGGACGUCUAUUAUCUGGAUGACCCCUCUGUGACAGUGCACCAGAGUAUCGGGGAGGCGAAGGAGCAGUUUUACUACGAGCGGACCGUGUUCCUGCGAUGCGUGGCCAACUCCAACCCCCCAGUGCGGUACAGCUGGCGCCGCGGCCGGGAUGUCCUGUCCCAGGGCUCUGACAAGGGAGUGGAGAUCUAUGAGCCCUUCUUCACCCAGGGUGAAACCAAAAUCUUAAAGCUGAAGAAUCUUCGACCGCAGGAUUACGCAAACUACAGCUGCAUUGCUUCGGUCCGAAACGUGUGCAGCAUCCCUGACAAGAUGGUCGUCUUCAGGCUUUCAAACAAAACAGCAUCUCCUUCGAUCAAGUUGCUGGUGGAAGACCCCAUUGUAGUGAACCCAGGGGAGACGGUGACCCUGGUCUGUAUAACGUCAGGAGGGGAGCCCACUCCCACAUUGACCUGGGUCAGAGGCACCGAGACCCUGCCUCAGAAAAGCGUGUUGAACAGGGGAACUUUAACCUUACCAGCGAUUACCUCUGAAGAUGCCGGGAUUUACAGCUGUGUGGCGAACAACAACGUGGGCAACCCUGCUAAGAAAUCCACCACCAUCAUCGUUAGAGCUCUGAAGAAGGGCCGGUUCUGGAUCACCCCUGACCCAUACCACAAUGACGACAACAUCCAGAUCGGCCGCGAGGUGAAGAUUUCCUGCCAGGUGGAGGCCACUCCCCCGGAGGAGCUGGCGUUCAGCUGGCUGAAGAACGGGCGGCCGCUGCGCAGCUCCGAGAGGAUGGUCAUCACGCAGACCGACCCCGACGCAUCCCCGGGCACCACCAACCUGGACAUCAUCGACCUCAAGUUCACCGACUUCGGCACCUACACCUGCAUGGCGUCGCUGAAAGGGGGAGGCAUAGCGGACAUCAGCAUCGAUGUGAACAUCUCCUCCACCACCGUCCCUCCGAAACUCUCGAUCCCCAGUGGGAAGUCCCCCCUGGUCACCCGGGAGGGGGACACGGUGGAGCUGCAGUGCCAGGUGACCGGGAAGCCCAAGCCCAUCAUCCUGUGGUCGCGCGUGGACAAGGAGGCUCCCAUGCCGGACGGCAGCAUGGAGACAGAGAGCUACGACGGGAUCCUGCGGAUUGUGAACGUCUCCCGGGAAAUGACCGGAUCCUACCGGUGCCAAACCAGCCAGUACAACGGAUUCAACGUCAAGCCCAGGGAGACGGUGGUGGAGCUGAUUGUGCAGUAUCCACCCACCGUGGAACCCAUGUUCACAGAGAUGCGGCAAGGCCUGGGUCGCAACAUAGUGAUGAACUGCAGGGUGCUGCGGGCCUACCCGUCCCGGGUCCUCUCCUACGAGUGGAGGCUGGCCGGCAGGGUCCUGCGCACGGGCCACUUUGAUUCCCAGGACUCCACAGAGUACAGCGUGAGCAGCCUGGCGCGCGAGGGAUACGGGGUCUACAACUGCAGUAUAAUGAACGAGGCCGGUACGGGGAGGUGCAGUUUCCUCGUCACAGGCCAGGCCUACGCGCCCGAGUUCUACUAUGACACCUACAACCCACUGUGGCAGAACCGGCUCCGUGUCUACUCAUACAGCCUGCAGUGGACCCAGAUGAACCCCAAUGCAGUGGACCGCAUUCUUGCAUAUCGCUUGGGCAUUAGGCAGGCUGGUCAGCAGCGCUGGUGGGAGCAGGAGAUCCCAGUGAAUGGGAUGAUCCAGAAGGGGGAGCUGAUCACCUACAACUUGUCCGAACUGAUCAAGCCAGAGGCGUACGAGGUGCGCCUGACCCCCAUCACCAAGUUCGGAGAGGGAGACUCCACAAUCCGAAUGAUCAAAUACAGCGCUCCAAUGAAUCCCCACUUAAGGAACUUCCACUGUGGAUUUGAAGAGGACCCCAUCUGCAUGUUCACGCAGGAAAAGUCGGAUAAUUUUGAUUGGACUCGUCAAAGUGCUUCAACCAGAGACACAAAGUAUACGCCUAACACAGGACCCACCACCGACAGAAGUGGGUCCAAACAGGGCUUCUACAUGUACAUAGAGACUUCCCGGCCCAGACUGGAAGGUGAAAAGGCACGCCUGAUGUCCCCUACCUUCAACAUCGCCCCCAAAAACCCCUACGGAGCCAUUAACUCAGCCUACUGCUUCAGCUUCUACUACCACAUGUACGGAAAGCACAUAGGUACUUUGAAUGCAUAUCUACGUCUGAAAGGCCAGACAACAGUAGACAGCCCUGUGUGGUCGCUGAGUGGGAACCAAGGCGAGCACUGGAGACUGGCCACUGCGAAUAUCCACCCCAACACCUCCUUUCAGAUAAUCUUUGAAGGCAUUCGAGGUCCUGGUAUAGAAGGAGACAUUGCCAUAGAUGAUGUGUCUGUCAUGGAAGGGGAGUGUAUGAAAGCAGAUGAGCCAAACGUCGCUGGGAUAUCUGCCUGCUCUUCUGGUGGAUCGCAUAUAUGGCAGCUACCAGUCGCCCUGCUCCUGGCUUUGUAUAGCCAUCGAAGGUGACCUUUCACAGGCAGAGGCUACAGAAAGAUUCAUCAGGCAUUGGCAUGACGAAGGAGUCUUUGUACUUGGACCUUCAUAAUAAAAUUACCAAAGAUUCAUCCGCUGAACUGCUGAGGGGAACAGAAAAGCACCUAGGGUACCCGAGAGAGCAAAAACAAACAAAUAAACAAACAGAAAGGAAGAAUAAAAAAUAAAAAAGCCACUUAUUUUUUAAUAAAAUAUAUGCAUAAGAUGCUCCUAAGGGCAGAAUGGAGAGCUGUUUAUGUGAUGUUUUGGGUGUUUCUGAAAUAAUGGCUGGGCAAGUCUGGAUUGUUUUUAUAUCAAGGAGAGAGACUGAUAAAGACUGGAAAUUCUAGUAAAGCACAAAGACAUGGCUGUUUUGUUUUGUUUUGUUCCAUCAUGUCAAAGUCACUUGUUGCCAAGAAAUCAAUUGGAUUGCUGAUAAAAAACAGGGUACAGAAAGUGUUAUCAAUUACUCUCCUAUGCCAAGGCAUUGUCAAGAAUGAAUGCAUUCCGCUCGCACAUCUGUGGCUGUCGGAGCCUAGCUGACAAUAUCCAAUACUCCAAGAUUUUGUGUAGCAUUCUGUUCCUUCUUUAUUUGUACCCCCAUGCAACCUACAAUGACUCACCACUGACAACCCCAAAAACCCUUGCCUUUCACUGUCAGCAUAGCUUCACAAAAAAAAAAAAAAAAAAAGAUAGUGUCUUCUGCCACUUCUGCAUGAUUGGCUGUCCAUUGUACCCCAAAACUGGGCACACAUUAUUUUAUUGGAAAUAAAAUUGAAAUUUGCUUGUGUGUUGUGGAACAGGGGGUGUCUGUUUUACAUCAUUAACACUUCCCUGCUACCAGUCCUACAUCCACCACAGGAAUGUGAGCCACCAUCUGCCAUGAACCAAGUGCCUUUAAAUUUUAAAUAAGCCUGAAAAUAAAAUAAAAGUACAUAUAAAGAUAAAUAUUUGCACCACUACUGGUGGGGCUAUUUUGUACAAAAUCCACAGCCUACCUGUGCUGUAUAAAGGUAGUAAUAAUAAUAAAAAAAGAUUAAUGACCCAGAGCAGUCCCUUCAUAGCUUCUGAAGAAAAUAAAUGAAAAUGCUACCUAAGUCCUCCUGGAUGGGAUAUUUGUUAUAGUCUUCAAGGCAGCCAUGGCCUUUGAGCAUGCAAUCCUCUUUGAAUUAAAAAAAGAAGGAAAAAAAAAUAGUUGCGCACCGAGACUGUAAAUUGGAAGCGGCGUUUUGAGCAAGCGUUACCUAGCAUGAGCAGAAUGACCGGUGCAAAGGUCUCUGGAGAGGCGAACGCAACAAAGCAGAGCAAAGCCUGUGAUUGAUGCCCUUAUUUAGAGGAGUAAUCUCCAUUCCACAUUGAAUCAGCCCUAGGUGUGCAAAAAAAAAGGAAGGAAGGAAGGAAAAUAUGCCCUUAAAAUCCAGUCUGGAACUGCAGUGCAAUGGGAAAGCAUUUCAGCGGCCGGACUGAUCGGAGCGAGGUGCGGUCCUGAGGCUGAGGAUUGGGAAGGAUGACUUGUGGGCUCCUUGCCUCUGCCCGUUUUUGUCAAAACUUUCUGAACAAAAUGAAAACAAAACAAAAAUAUUUUAUUACCUUAGCUGGAGUGUAAUAUUACUUUUACACAAAAUGAAGAAACUGUAAAGAAUGACUUGGAGCUCCCUGAGACUAUACAAUACCUUGACCAGCUGGUUUUAGAAAUGUGUUGUGAAUCUCCCUUUUAUCCUUGAUUAUAAUGACAUUUAAAGACUUUUCUUUUUUUUAAUUUGGCUUAAAUUAUCUGACCUUUUAACUUCAUAUAACAGACUUUAAUUUCGUUUUCUUUCAGGAAGAUGUACUUGCCCUUUUUGACUCCCUUGCAUUUAAAACAGAAACAGAAAAACUGAUAUGCAAAUAAAUGGGUAAAUCAAUAAUUUAAAAAUAAGUUCUAUAGGUAACCUUUGUGACUAUUCGUACAAAAAAAGCACAAGAUGUAAUAAUAAUAAAAAUCAUAAUGCCGAGGCUU
Messenger RNA from Polyodon spathula (Mississippi paddlefish), 5037 nucleotides. RefSeq names its product MAM domain-containing glycosylphosphatidylinositol anchor protein 2-like. Gene Ontology annotation, biological process: homophilic cell-cell adhesion; synapse organization. Bases 162 to 3032 code for a protein of 956 amino acids. The record is from RefSeq and is a predicted model, not a curated record. The transcript has 17 exons. Gene Ontology annotation, cellular component: plasma membrane; axon; neuronal cell body. Lineage: Eukaryota; Metazoa; Chordata; Actinopteri; Acipenseriformes; Polyodontidae. Gene Ontology annotation, molecular function: axon guidance receptor activity; protein binding.